UGUGUCGUUAUUGUUGUGACGUCCUUAACAACAUCAACAUUCAGCCAUUGUUUGGCAAUAGAGAAAGACGUCUUUUACAGCGCUCAUUGAAAAAUGGAAGAUUUGCAGAUAUUAAUAGACGCGGCGUACCAAGAGUUGUCCCAGCAAUGCUUCAGUACUGCUCCUAUCACUUCUGAACUUUCAAAGGUCACUUCUUCUGACCUUGUGCCAGUUUCUUCCUCUGAGAAUGACCUCGAUUCUGCUCUUGGCCUUCUUGCAAGAACUUGCAUCCAGCAAGUAGAGCUCUUAGAAUCCUUGAAGUCAAGCACAAAUGUUAAUACCCUAUCACUGGCAGCAUACUCGUCGGUUUCUAUCGGCGAUACUUUGGCUUCUGUACUGGCACCUGUCGCCGACAAUGAAUGCCGACCAGUCGCCGUUAAGCCGACGAACACCCGACGUGCACGGUCACUGGAGCUAGGCGAGGGCGACACCGGGGUGUACAAGCGGAAGAGGAAGGAGGCUGGCUUGUCUGAGCGCACGGGACGGAGAGAAUAUAAACGACCUCGACAAGCUGAGUCGAAGGAGCUUCAAGCCUUGUGCAGGUUGCUUCCGGUAAAGCGUAUUCAUGAUUUCCCGGUAUCAGAUGCAGAAAGUCCAAAAAAGCGCCGUCGGAGUCGGUCGUCGAGUAGGUGCGGAAGCAGCGACAUCGAGUCUGAAAAAUUUAACGAUAGCUUUUGUGCUGACAAGACUGACAGGGAGAUCGACAUCCAGUAUCAGGGGAACCCCUGUCACUCCAGCUGCCCAUGCAGGCCGUCAUACAAGGCACUGGAAGUCUUGGAGAUUCCAAGACGCAGAAGAAAGCGUGUCAGCGUGCCUCUAUACAAUAAGUUCCUGCAGUAUCGUCUGCUUAAAGUCACCGACACGUGCGUCUCCAACUGCUGUCAGUUUCGGUGCUUCCAGAGGUGGAUUCAGUAUGGGACGAAAUCUAUCCGAAUGAUCUUCAGAGACUAUUAUUAGACGUUUGGCGUUGUCUGUUUUUAUUUGUGUGUUUAUAUUCAUGCUUUUUUUUGUACUUUUACGAUUAUUUUAUUGUUAUUUUUUUUACCGAGUUGUUACGUUUUAUAUACACUAUUUAAAUCAAUAUAGCUCCCUUAUUUUAGAA
Messenger RNA from Dreissena polymorpha, 1141 nucleotides. RefSeq lists its product as uncharacterized. Bases 94 to 996 code for a protein of 300 amino acids. The record is from RefSeq and is a predicted model, not a curated record. Lineage: Eukaryota; Metazoa; Mollusca; Bivalvia; Myida; Dreissenidae. The transcript is spliced from 4 exons.